CGGACGCGAUCUUCGCUGUUCCUAAUCGGACGGCCGGGACUCGAUCGUCAGCAUAAGGAUCAUAAUUUUGGAAGAUAGUGUUUAUGGAUUCUAAUGGCCAUAUUAGGGGUAACCAAAGGAAUCAUGUUUCUAUGCAAAAUGGUAACACAAUCUGUACAACUUCUGUUGAUGAGCUGGAUCCGUGGACCGCUUGGCUGUACAAACCUCACACAGUUACGUUGCUGUUUAUUGGUGCAUGUAUUCUCAUUUGGGUAAGUGGGGCUCUUGAUCCGGAACGAACAUCAACCAAUGAUCUAGUUACAUCUGUGAAAAGGGGUGUUUGGGCAAUGAUUACAGUGUAUCUUGCUUAUUCUUUACUACAAGCCCCUUCAACGAUUCUUAUUAGGCCACAUCCUGCCAUUUGGCGUGUAGUUCAUGGGAUGGCUGUCAUAUACCUUGUUUCAUUAACAUUUCUCCUUUUUCAGAAUCGUGAUGAUGCUCGCCAAAUCAUGAAAUAUCUGCAUCCUGAUCUUGGUGUUGAACUUCCUGAGAGAUCCUAUGGUGCUGAUUGCCGAAUCUAUGUUCCUGAAAAUCCUACGAACAGGUUUAAGAAUGUUUAUGAUACUGUGUUUGAUGAGUUUGUUCUAGCCCAUGUUCUCGGGUGGUGGGGGAAAGCCAUCAUGAUUCGUAAUCAACCUCUUCUUUGGGUGUUAUCAAUUGGGUUUGAGUCAAUGGAGCUUACCUUCCGCCAUAUGUUACCGAAUUUCAACGAGUGCUGGUGGGACAGCAUUGUUCUUGACAUUUUAGUCUGCAAUUGGUUUGGUAUUUGGGCUGGAAUGCGCACUGUUUCUUAUUUUGAUGGUAGAACAUAUGAUUGGGUUGGUAUCAGCCGACAACCAACGAUUAUUGGCAAAGUCAAGCUAACACUCGGUCAAUUCACUCCAGCACAUUGGGAUAGGGAUGAAUGGCAUCCACUUCUCGGCCCUUUGCGUUUUGUUCAAGUUCUCACUCUCUGUGUUGUUUUCUUGACAGUAGAACUGAACACAUUCUUCCUCAAGUUUUGUCUUUGGAUUCCUCCAAGAAACCCUUUCAUAGUAUAUAGAUUAGUUUUAUGGUGGCUGAUUGCAAUACCGACCAUCCGUGAGUACAAUUGUUACCUAAACAACAGAAAAUCGGUAAAAAGGGUUGGACCGUUUUGUUGGCUAUCACUUGCCAUCUGCAUAGUCGAGCUUCUAAUAUGCAUCAAAUUCGGGCACGGACUGUUUCCUGCACCCAUGCCAAUAUGGAUAGUCAUUUUCUGGACAUCAAUGGUGGUUGGCCUUGUGAUGUUUUUGUCAGUAUGGUCAUGGCAACUGAUUAGGAGAAAGAAGCAAUGAAUCAAUGUAAUCUUGUUCUUAGAUUUAUCAUGGCAGUCCAUUAGCAAAAGUCAGCAAUCAGUCCUCGUAUCGGCGCCUAAUUCUUUGAUUUUUUUUCCCGAGAUGUUUUGCUAACCGAGUGUUGUAAAUGCCCAUUUAUCUUGUUAUAAUUGUAUAUAAUGUUUGUUUUGUGCUAUAACUCUUAGGUUAUAGAU
Messenger RNA from Cuscuta campestris, 1549 nucleotides. NCBI's taxonomy places the organism in Eukaryota, Viridiplantae, Streptophyta, Magnoliopsida, Solanales, Convolvulaceae. The record is from the annotation of a GenBank genome assembly.